AUGCGGGUCAUUCGCAAGAUUGACGACGCAGACGAGCUCAUCCAAUCGUUCUUAGCAUCCGAGGAACUCAUACUCUCUCAGAAUGAUGCCUCGCCGUCACUCGCUCCCCAUGAUCAGGAGCGUUUGCUCGACUUUCCAAAUGCCGAAACUCAAGCAGCGAACAUUGCUGAAUCGACUAAGCUAUCCAAAGAAGAUCUCCUUGAGCGUGCUGUCGAGUCACCCUCGCAGCUGACCGCCGCAGAGAUCUCUCUGCUCAAGAACCGCUACUGGAUGAAUGUCUCGCCAGGGGAGGAACGUGAAGUCUCACGGGCAGCCGGGCUGAUCAUGGGACCCGAUAGAGUCUCAGAAGAGGAGUAUGAACAAGCCCAGAAGCGUCUCGGGGCGGUACGCCACAUGCUCUAUGCAGAAAAUGAAGAGAAAGCCAUCGACAAUGCUAUGGCAGAGCACUGGAGGCGCGAAAAUGAAUCAUGGAAAGCGAGACAGAGGCAGGAGACUGAAAAUGCCUUGUCCAAGGCGCGCCCAUGGGUGAGACGUCUGUGGGAGGAGGACAAAGGGGAGAAGGUUUGGGGCGACGCGGUUGGGGCGGGAAGCAGUGCCAUCAAUAACAAGUGGAAGUUGCAGAAGCUUGAGUGGCCUACCAGUGAUGCUGCAGGUGGCGGCGAGGAGAUGAGCGCCAGACAAGCUGUUGGUCGAGGCGACGCAGAAGAGGAUACUAGUGAGCUGACUAUUGACGAGGACCAGAGAGGUGGAAGAGAGGACGAAGAGAGACUCGCCAGCUUCCGCAUCUUGCGUACAAGGUUCAAUUCUAUCCGAGACAGAGGCACAAGGAGUCAAACACAAGAAGGCAUCGUCUCUGGCGCACCUGUGUAUUCAGAAACCAGUGCUCUAGAAGGCGGCAUUAUACGAAGCGUCUUUCUGAUGGUAGACAAGCCAAGCGUCAAAUCGGCCCUUGGUGCACAUAGGCUCGUCGACGACAUGUGGGUUUGGGCUGUUGACCCUGACCACGACGAUGCGGACGAGACACUUACCACAAACGAUGAACCACGGCAAUCAGAGACGCCCGGAAGAUACAGAGGAUUCAUGCGUGUACGGCUGCAACAGCUUGUCAAUAACUUCUAUGACGUGCGACGCUUUCACCAGAGAGAGUACGCAAUGAAGAAAAUCUGGGAAGCCGCUCAGAAGAGCAAGCAUCAAGCCUUUGUUUCAAUCCAUGAUGUUGAGGCCCGGAGUUGGAGUAUUGAUCGGUUCGUGGGGAGUGCCAUGAGAGCGCAGCCACCGCGGAUUGUAUACGGACCUAUACCAACGACUUCUGCCGAAAAGUUGGUUCACAAAUAG
Molecule: messenger RNA, 1335 nt
Organism: Colletotrichum abscissum
Lineage: Eukaryota; Fungi; Ascomycota; Sordariomycetes; Glomerellales; Glomerellaceae
Exons: 2
Coding region: 1-1335 (444 amino acids)
Source: RefSeq, a predicted model, not a curated record